CUUAAAUUCCUCAUUUCCUCACAUUCUUUAAGAGCCGUUUCUCACUUUCUCUGUUCUUCUCUCUCAUAUUUCUUAUUUUCUCAUCUUUCUUUCUCAAUCCUUCUGAAGAAUUCAAAGUUCAAAGUAUCAACAAUUCAACACUCCUUCAAUCCUUCACACCUACUACGCAUUCCUCUCCUUCAUCAGUCAAGAUGGAACGAGAUGAUCAUGGUGAUGAGUUCGUUCUUGAUUUUAUGUUAUGUUACGUGGAUAGAGUUAGAGUUUAAGGCAGGGCAAGUAGAGAGGAAAUUUCCUACUCUAUGUGGGUGGACAAGUAAGAUUUUGAAGAAGAGAGCAACUGAAGAGGAGAUAGAAGGUCAUAUUAUUGGUCGUUUAGGUCCUGUCGAGGAUCUCAAAAAGGAAAAAAUGUCGGAUAUAUUAUGCUCCUCUCUCAAGACAAUGUCAGAAGUUGGACCGAAUGCUUUCCAAAAUGAAAAGCCCGAAAAGGCAGCUGAAGCAUUUAAGUGCGUUUCUGAUUUAUUCAAUAAAUGCUCAAGUUGUUGCAAAUUUUCUAUGAAUGCAGCUAGAUCUGAUCCUUAUUUUAGUCAAGAUGAUGAAUUUUGGCAACAACCUAGAGUCAUGGAUGUUGUGGACGAGGUAUUAGCGUGUGCUACAAUUGCUGGUGAUCUGUUAUUAAUGGAUGAAUUCUUAUUAGAAAAAGAAAGCUCUCCUCCCCUUGAUAAUAAGAGACGUCUUUCCACUGUCGCUACUCCUACUUUUUCCUUGGGAUUGAAUCAAACUCCUACUCCUCCUACACCUCUCUGUGGAGAUAUAGAUGAAAUGUAUUAAUAUGUAUCUUUGGAGAUAUUUUGGAUCGAGUUGAUGAUUAUGGAUUAAUCAUUGGAGAGAGAAAAGAUCAGUAAAAAAUCUUUCAAAGUAUCUUCGCUCUCCAUAUUGGACACGUUAUGGGGAUUUGUUAGGUGAUGUAAGAGAAAAAGAAAGGAUUUUGUCAUAUUAUUGUUUUUUUGAGAAAGAGCCAAGAGGGUAUGUAGUUCCUUCUUAUCGAAAUAUAUUUCAAUAUUUUUUCUUCGUCUUACAUUUGAUUUAUACUAAGCUUACUUUUUUUUUUUAGUGAAAAGUUGUUUAUGUAUAAAGACAUGUUUGCAACACGGGAAGAUAUGUAUUCACUUUCUACUGAUGAAGACGUUUCAUCAUCAGUCGUUGAUAUUUGGAGUUUGAUCUUAAAUAUCCAAAAUUUGCAUCGUGGAGAAAACAAACCUCAUAGAGUGUUCUUUUCUACAAAUUUAGCCGUUUUCUUUCCUAUAUGCGUCGAUAAACAAUUCUUCCUUGUGUGCUUCAACUUCGUGAAAGAUCGAGUAUACUACAUUGAUAACAGAUCUUUACCUGCAAAUUCUUCUUUUCAGAAAAAAUAUGGAGUUAUUUAUGAGCUUUUGGUAAUCUCUAAUCUCCCUGCUCCCUAUUCAUUAUCCAUAGUGCAACAUGCAAUAAUAUUUUGAAGGAGGUGUAACAUGUAACUUUAGUAAUUUGCUAAAUAUAUAUAUAUGCAUAUUUUUUUAAGCAUAAUGUGCAUUUUUUUUAACUUAAUGUGCAUAUUUUUAUUGAAUAAAAAACAGAUUGAGUGGAUGUGUCAUUUUAGUUCAUUGCAUUUUGUGAAUAUGUUAUUAUUUUUGUAGCUGAGCCCACCCAUUACCAAGAACACUUGUGGCUGACUGUCCACGCCACCAUACUAAAAUUAUGCAUUUCAAAAUGAAUAUGCAAUUUUUUUUAUAAAGUAAAUGUGCGUAUGUAUUAAACUAAAUGUGCAGUUAUAUUAAUCUAAAUGUAUUGAACUAAAUGUAUUGAGCCUACCCAUUACUAGACUAUCCAGGCCACUGAAAUCAUGAAUUUCAAAAUGAAUAUGCAUCUUUUAUAAAGUAAAUGUGCAUAUGUAUUGAACUAAAUGUGCAUUUAUAUUAAUCUAAAUGUAAGAGGCUAUAUAUCAAAUGUGAGUUUGUAAUCUAUAUUGUUUGCACAUUUUCAUAGUAAUAAGUUAAUUUUUAUCCUAUCUAGUUAUUGUUUCUCUAUAAUGCUCACUUUCAUUUAUUUUCCUUAAAGGACACUGCUUUUCAAGGUUUUCUGUUAACCAUCAAACAUCUAAAGGCUGGAAAAUUGUCUGAAAAAAUAAAAAUGUAAAACUUCCAUGGAAAUCCAGAUCAAAUUUAAAGGAUUGUGGGGGGUUUUCUUAUGAGGUAUAUGGAAACAUACUUGGGCAGGAUGGCAAUUGGGAGUAUAGCUUCCAAAAAAAAGCUAAAGAAAAUGUUCAAGCAUUACAGUCUCUAAGAGCCAAAUAUUGCAGCACAAUUCUUCUUAGUCAGCUGAAUGCAAGGAGAACAUAUGUGAUAAAAAAAGGUAGGGAACACUUGACGAAGAACUAGCUAGCAAGAUUGACUUGGAGAAGGAAUCAGAGAAUUGUCAUUGUUUAAACCAGUUGCUUUAUUUCUCUACUCAGACUGUCAUAGGAUCUCCAUAAUUUUGUUUGUUCAUAUCUGGUAGCUGCAUAUUAGAAUUAAAUCUUAGAUUAGGAAGCACUAGGUGAACCUAUCACACUCUUCCCAUCUUUAGAACAUUAAAUUCAGCCAGUUAGGCCAAAAAAAUGCUUGUUCUUAGUGAUGCUCUUAUUUUUGUUGUUGAUAGAUCUGGGAAUAUGAUGUGUAGUAAAGUGACAAUAUUGACAUGAAUAUAUGAUUCAUGAUCUUUUGCCUUGGUAGAUAAUGAGAUGUCAUAAUGAAUCUUAUAUCUCUGAAGAUGUAAAUAAUGCAAAUAUUGUUAUGUUGUAAGAAAGGAGUUCCUUGAUUUACAAGAGUUCUUUGUUUUGUA
Messenger RNA from Chenopodium quinoa (quinoa), 2856 nucleotides. RefSeq lists its product as uncharacterized. The record is from RefSeq and is a predicted model, not a curated record. Bases 202 to 828 code for a protein of 208 amino acids. The transcript has 7 exons. NCBI's taxonomy places the organism in Eukaryota, Viridiplantae, Streptophyta, Magnoliopsida, Caryophyllales, Amaranthaceae.